Panonychus citri (citrus red mite) is the source of this 837-nucleotide messenger RNA. RefSeq lists its product as uncharacterized. The record is from RefSeq and is a predicted model, not a curated record. NCBI's taxonomy places the organism in Eukaryota, Metazoa, Arthropoda, Arachnida, Trombidiformes, Tetranychidae. The coding region runs from base 98 to 583 and encodes 161 amino acids. The transcript is spliced from 3 exons.
GUGGAGCUGUAAGCGCAUUAGAAUUUAAGAUUAAUUAAAAUUGCGAAUCUUUUUAAUUUUGAUUAACUGAUUGGAUUAGAUUUUUUGUUCUUUAAUCAUGUCGCGUAAAAAUGGAAUUAUGUUCUCCAAACCAGACGAACCCGCUUUUUUGAAGCGAAUCAAAGCCAAAAUCGGAUAUAAAGAAGGACCGAAUUUAGAAACAAAGAAUGAACAAUUACCUCAAGCAUCAGAAGACGAUUACGCUGAUCAGGAUGAUGAGAAACCAGUGAUUGUAAUUCCAAAGAAUAGUAAAGUAACUGAACGAGAAGCCCAAGAGUUUAUUGCAAAUCAAGGUGAAGAUGGUGACAAAAUUAAGGGCGACAAAGAGACAGAGACUCACCAGUCCGGAGAACGAUUAAUUUUUAAAAAACCAAUCAAAUCAACUGAAGACGAAAAAUCAACAAGCGAAAUCCAACAAAAUUCUAAACGAAACAUGAAAGACUCUCCAUCUAAUAGAUCAAAAAUCGCCAAACUUGAUGACAAUAGAAAAAAGCUCAAUGACAAUAGACUUUUAUCUUUUGGUGAUGAUGAAGAUGAAGACUAAUUAAUCGCAGUCAUCUCGAUAAUUCAUCAUGAUUUACUCACAGAUUCAUAAAUCCAUCUCAUCGUAUCAACAGAAAAUGUUUUGUCAACUUGAAUUGACACUUUUCACCUUUUUUUUCAAAAAUUUUACAAAAUGAAUUCACAAAUAUCACAAAAUCGAUGUAUCAUCAUUUUGAAAUCAAAAGAUUUAAUUGAAUCAAAUCAAACUAAAGAAAACAUAUUUAUGUAAUACAAUGUAAAUUUAACCACAUGCAA